AUGGAAUCUCCCUAUGCAAUCGAGAACGCAAUCAGCCAUGAAGUCGAUAUUAUUUCCAUGUCAUGGACCAUUCGCAGAAGUGUUGCUGAGCUCCGAAGCCAGAGCAGUGGGAUAGGUAUUGCCACCUCACCAAAGAAAUCAAUCGAUGAUUCAGGUGUCACGCGGCUGGAAAAAGCGAUUGCACGCGCUGCGGAGAACAAAAAUAUCCUAAUGGUGUGUUCGGCGGCCGACGACAUCGAACUUCUUGCCAAAGACACCUUGCGUUACAGCGCGGCCCGGGUACAGAUAUUCCGCAUCGGCGCGUGUAAUUCGCAAGCGCAGAGAGAACCCUCUGAGGACAACCAAACCAUUUCGUAUUUCCUUCCCGGGAUCCACGUCCCCGAGGCGCGCCGGCCACAUUCGAGCACGCCGCCCGUCUACCAUGACGGGUCGUCCAUCGCCACCGCGCUCGCGGCCGGUCUGAUGUCAAUGAUUCUUCACUGUGUCCGCUAUAUGGCCCAGUGCCAGGAGACUCGUCCUUUCACGCCUGAUAAUGGGCUCAAGAAUAGUAAUUAUUACACGCGAUUGGCAGAAAAGCUUAAGGAUCACGCCAGCAUGAGAGUGGCCCUGACUAAUAUUGUCCGAUCGCAAGGGUCGCAGCAACCUGAUGACCCUAAGCAAUUGCCAGUGUACCGGCUUUUCAGAGAGAAGGCCGAGAAAAUGCAGAAUGCGAACGGAUUAAAUAAAAUCGUGAUUCUGGAGGAUCUGGUCACAGAUUUGUGCAGUGGUAUCAGUAAGGACUAG
This is a messenger RNA of Penicillium cosmopolitanum, 783 nucleotides long. RefSeq lists its product as uncharacterized. NCBI's taxonomy places the organism in Eukaryota, Fungi, Ascomycota, Eurotiomycetes, Eurotiales, Aspergillaceae. Gene Ontology annotation, molecular function: serine-type endopeptidase activity. The coding region runs from base 1 to 783 and encodes 260 amino acids. The record is from RefSeq and is a predicted model, not a curated record. Gene Ontology annotation, biological process: proteolysis. The transcript has 2 exons.